Molecule: messenger RNA, 5063 nt
Organism: Nyctereutes procyonoides (raccoon dog)
Lineage: Eukaryota; Metazoa; Chordata; Mammalia; Carnivora; Canidae
Gene: ALPK1
Product: alpha kinase 1
Exons: 18
Coding region: 842-4555 (1237 amino acids)
Biological process (GO): protein phosphorylation
Molecular function (GO): ATP binding; protein serine/threonine kinase activity
Source: RefSeq, a predicted model, not a curated record
CCCUGAGGGUGGCUAAGUGUCCGGUUGAGCAAGGGCAGAGACCGGGUUUGGGGGUGCCGCAGAGCUCCUAGUCAGCACUCACCCUACACCAGAGCAGUCCAGGGCUUCCUCCUCCGCCCCAUCCACCGGGAGGCAUCUCUCACUCAUCAUCCAGAGUCUGGGGUUCCGCACGUGUAGGCUGGUGCAAGGUGCACUGAGAAACACUUAACCCGCCCAGGAGUCCCUUAUGGCCUCCAGUGAAAAAAGUAGUAGUGUUUUUCUGCCUCAGGGAGAAGGUUCGGAAUAAACUACAGGUGGAGGAACUUAAAGACAAUCAGUGUCUAGAACGGGGUACGAGUAAGACUGUAUAUCGAGAGUGAAAGACUGAGGAGAGAGGACAAAGCUAGCAGGGACCAAGGUUAAACUGGCCCACUUACCUCAGAGCUUCGGAAUCUACCCACCAAUUCUGUGGAGAUAGCUGGAGUAUCUUCUUUCAGCUGAAGAACAUUAGAGCAUGUAGAAGGUGGAAGGCUGCAGUAGAAGUCAGGUUCCCAAGAGUGUGGUCAGAAGUUAUCUGCCAUCAACCAUCACCAGAAGCAGAUGUUCUUCCUUCUGACACUUCGUCAUAUGCCUGCAUCAUUCACCUCUCUUACUCUCCUCACAUAGGCUUUUUACUGGCUCAAAUCACCACAAGAAGAAGAACGGUUUUCUUGGAUUUCUGAGGAUGAUAGGUACAAGGCUUUCACAGAAGGUACCUCCGCCUUGAAGGGACUCUUUUAUUGAGAAUCGAUGUCUUCUUCUGAGUAAUUGAUCACCAUAGACCCGGGGACACUUGACUCAUCAUUGAGGAAGAGUAAUUAUCAUGAAUAAUCAAAAAGCUAUAGCUACACUACUGCAAGAGUGCAAGCAAGUGCUGGACCAACUCUUGUUGGAGGCGUCAGAUGUGUCGCAGGAGGACAAGGGCGAGGACCAGCAGUACAGAGCUUCACUCCCCAGCGAGUUAAGGACCCUGAUCCAGGAGGCAAAGGAAAUGAAGUGGCCCUUCGUGCCUGAAAAGUGGCAGUACAAACAAGCCGUGGGCCCAGAGGACAAAACAAACCUGCAGGAUGUGAUUGGCGCCGGGUUGCAGCAGUUACUGGCGUCCCUGAAAGCCUCCAUCCUCGCCGGCGACUGCGCGACGGCGGCGGCCAUUGUGUUCCUGAGCGACCGCUUCCUGUACGGGCUCGACGUCUCGGGCGGGCUCCUGCGGGUCGCCCAGGCGCUGCACCGGCUGCAGCCCGCAACGCCCAUGGCCCCGCAGCUGGUCAUUCGCCAAGCGCGGAUCUCCGUAAACUCAGGGAAACUUUUAAAAGCAGAAUAUAUCCUGAGCAGUCUAAUAAGCAAUAACGGAGCAACAGGUACCUGGCUGUACAGAAAUGAAAGCGACAAGGUCCUGGUACAGUCAGUCUGCAUACAGAUCAGAGGGCAAAUUCUGCAAAAGUUAGGGAUGUGGUAUGAAGCAGCAGAGCUAAUAUGGACCUCCAUCAUAGGAUAUUUGACACUUCCUCAGCCAGAUAGAAAGGGUAUUUCCACGUCACUAGGUAUACUGGCAGACAUCUUUGUUUCCAUGAGCAAAAAAGAUUAUGAAAAGUUUAAAAACAAUCCACAGAUUAACUUGGGUUUUUUGAAGGAGUUUGACCACCAUUUGCUCUCAGCUGCAGAAGCCUGCAAACUGGCAGCUGCCUUCAGUCCCUACACACCUCUGUUUGUGCUCACAGCUGUGAAUAUCCGUGGCACAUGCUUGUUGUCAUACAGCAGUUCUAAUGACUGUCCUCCAGAAAUGAAAAAUUCAUAUCUGCAUGAGGCCAAAGAAGCGUUUGAAAUUGGCCUCCUCACCAAGAGAUAUGAUGAGCCAGUUACUGGAAAACAAGAGCUUCAUAGUCUUCUCAAAGCUGCUUUCGGCCUCACCACAGUGCACCAAAGACUCUAUGGGGAAACAGAGAUGGUCAAUGUAGCAAGUCAGCUCUGUAAUAAAGCUAUGGGAAAGCUGUACAGUUUCAGUACUUCCUCUGGAAGUCAGGAGAGAGAAGUUCUCUCUCAGGAGAUCUUGUCAAUUAUUGCCCAUGUAAAAGAUCAUUUACAAAUUCAAAGCUUCUCAAAUUUAGAUGACAAGUCUUAUGUUCCAGAGAAUUUCAAGCAUGGGUUGGAUAAACCCAUCUUGCAUGGGCAAGUGGAUUUCCAAAAAAUCCUUGAAGCCUAUUCACAGCACCAUACUUCAGUGUGUCAAGUAUUUGAAAGCUCUUGUGGAAACAACAAUAAACAGAAAGAUACAAAAACGGAAGUCUGUAUCACUACUCUAAAAACCGAGACAAGAAACAUAGAUACUGUAUGUACUGCUGAAGACAAACCACAUUUUCAAAAAAGCAUGGUAAUAUCUUCCUCCCAAAUGGUUAAGAAUAAUCAGGGGAAACUCAGGAGGAAAGGAAGGAAAAACUGGACUCAUUCUGAUACAUUUCGAGUCUCCUUGGAUCAAGAUGUAGAGACUGAGAUUGAGCCACCAGACUACAGCCAUGGUGAAGGAGAUGUUUUGAACAAGUCUCUGAGUGACAGUCAUUGCUCUAGUUCUUGGAGCAAGUUAUCAAGGGUUAGUUCUUCUACAAGCUGGGAAGAAGUAAAUUAUAUUGAUGACAGGCCAACCAGAAAGGAGCCUUGCAAAGAAGAACAUCUUGUGGAUACUCAGUGUUCCACUGCCUUGUCUGAAGAGGUAGAGCUCAGUGAGGAAAACAAAGCUUCACAUCCACUGUCUUCAAAGCUUUAUGGUCUCUCUCUCCAAGUGUCCAAGGAUGACCGUUUAGAGUCUUCUCAAAAUCAGCUACAAAAACAUGUGCCCUUGACAACCUUUUGUCCUCAUAAUACAACAGGCAUGUUCUUGGCCUCUGGUGCAGAGCUGCUAGGAGCUCCAGAAGGUGUACAGAAAGUCAGAAACACGGGAUCCAGAAAUACUUCUCAUUCCAGACGCUUGUUUGAUUCUGUUUCUUUGUCCUCUUCUGAUUCUGUUUGGCCCAAGAACAUAGCCACAUAUCCUUUGGUCCAAGAAGAAGAAACCUUUGAACUAAUUGAAUCUCCAGAAAUCAACUGUGAUGCCAGAGACAGGCAUGGAGAAGAAAUCAAGAGAGGCACGGACCUUACAUUUAAAGAUAUCUCCUCCUGGGUUGACCCGGAAGGAGAAACAGUGGAAAAAGAAGAGGCUAUGCCCUUAGACUCUCACAUAGUCAUGGGGGAUUCUCUGGACAAAAGUUCCAUGGUGGCAUGUAGCUCUUUCACUUUUCCUUGGCCUGCUCAAAAUCCUGACUCAGGAAAGAGUAGUGGCUCAGUGAAAGAGCAAGACAUCGACCCUGAUGCCUCCACAGUAGAUGAGGAGGGCCAGCUGCUCGACAGCACAGACAUUCACCCCACAAGUGGAUGUGGCUCUUCUAGCCUAUGUGCUCUGAGGCAGCCGCAUGGUCAGGGGGCUGAGACACCCAACCCGUCUGUAAGUAGUAAUGUUGCCUUCCUUGAUCUUAGCAAGGACUGCACUACCACGGAGGAAGGAAACAAGCCAGGAAGCAUUCUAAACUGCAGCCAGAACUCCAGCUCAUCUUCAGCAUGGUGGUUGAAAUCACCUGCAUUUUCUAGCAGUUCUUCUGAGGGGGAAAACCCAUGGUCCUUUCUGAAUUCCAGUGGAAGUUCUUUUGUUUCAUUGCCAGAAAUGACAAGGCAAGAGAUCCUAGAGGCUCGAACCCUGCACCCUGAUGACUUUGAAAAACUCUUUGCAGGGGUGAGACAUGAUUGGCUGUUAAAGAGACUGGGGAAUACUGGAGUUUUUAAGCCUAAUCAACUCCACCAAGCACACAAUGCUCUUUUAUUAAAAUACUCUAAAAAAUCAGAAUUAUGGACAGCCCAAGAAACUAUUGUAUAUUUGGGGGACUACCUGAAUGUGAAGAAGAAAGGCAGACAAAGAAAUGCUUUUUGGGUUCAUCAUCUUCAUCAAGAAGAAACUCUGGGGAGAUAUGUUGGGAAAGAAUAUAAGGAGCAGAAGGGACUCUGGCACCACUUCACUGAUGUGGAACGGCAAAUGACCGCCCAGCACUAUGUGACAGAAUUUAACAAGAGACUUUAUGAACAAAAUAUUCCAACACAGAUAUUCUAUAUCCCAUCCACGGUAUUGCUGAUUUUGGAAGGCAAGACAAUAAAGGGAUGUAUCAGUGUGGAACCUUACAUACUGGGGGAAUUUGUAAAAUUAUCGAAUAACACAAAAGUGGUUAAAACAGAAUACAAAGCCACAGAGUAUGGCUUGGCUUAUGGCCAUUUUUCCUACGAGUUUUCUAAUCAUAGAGAUGUUGUAGUCGAUUUACAAGGCUGGGUGACUGGUAAUGGAAAAGGGGUCAUCUAUCUGACAGAUCCCCAGAUUCACUCUGUCGAUCAGAAUGAUGUCUCUACCAAUUUUGGAAAGAAAGGAAUAUUUUACUUUUUUAAGCACCAGCACGUGGAAUGUAAUGAAAUAUGCCAUCGUCUUUCUCUGACAAGACCUCCAGUUGAGAAACCAAAUAAAUCAUAGAUUAUGUGGCAUGGUAAUGGGAUGAGCUUGGCGCUCCUCACCAGUGUCAAGUCCUCCUCUCCUUGCAGGCACACACGGUAUGGCAUAGCCUGGUCUCCUUGGGCAUAGUCAGGGCCUUGGACUACUUCUGGCUAAUAAUUUGUGAGAUGAAUGUGUAUCAACUUCAGGCCCAUUUAAUUGCCAGUGCAUGGACUCCUGGAUAGCUCAGCGGUUGAGCAUCUGCCUUUGGCUCAGGGCAUGAUCCUGGAGUUCCGGGAUCGAGUCCCACAUCAGGCUUCCUGCAUGGAGCCUGCUUCUCCCUCUGCCUAUGUCUCUGCCUCUCUCUCUCUCUGUGUCACUCAUGAAUAAAUAAAUAGAAUCUCUAAAGAAAAAAAUAAUUGUGAGUGCAAGAUGCUGUGGAGUUGCUUUCAUCCUGCCACAAUUGCCAAGAAUAUAUGAGGAUAUAGCUGCUUAUCAGUGUAAGUCCUGCAGUGAGGGCAACAUGGUAGAGGCCUCCACUGACCCAUCA